Messenger RNA from Teleopsis dalmanni, 2045 nucleotides. Its product is annotated as WD repeat domain phosphoinositide-interacting protein 1. Gene Ontology annotation, cellular component: cytosol; phagophore assembly site membrane; extrinsic component of membrane. Gene Ontology annotation, molecular function: phosphatidylinositol-3-phosphate binding; phosphatidylinositol-3,5-bisphosphate binding; protein binding. Gene Ontology annotation, biological process: nucleophagy; protein localization to phagophore assembly site; protein lipidation. NCBI's taxonomy places the organism in Eukaryota, Metazoa, Arthropoda, Insecta, Diptera, Diopsidae. The record is from RefSeq and is a predicted model, not a curated record. The coding region runs from base 403 to 1953 and encodes 516 amino acids. The transcript is spliced from 5 exons.
AAAAGUAGUAUAAAAACAAAGCAGAAAAUGAAAGAGUGAAGCAAGCAAAUAUAAGUCAAAUUUGUUAAUCGUACAGAAACAAUAAACUAAGUGGAAGCAAUUGAGCUUAGAAACGCGAAAAAAUUUGUGUGGAAAUACAAUAGAAAAAAUAACAAAGAGUGAAAUCGAAUAUUUUUGAUACACAAAUUACGAAAACAAAGAUUUCGAGUUAAAAAUAAUUAAACAAAAUAAAGAGUACAAAUAAACAAAUUUUUUGGGCACACAAAUAUUAACAUAUAUAAAUAAUAAAUAUAUACAUAUACAGAAAUAAAUAUAAAUUGAAAGUAAAAAUUUUUAGUAAUUUUAUAAAGACAGCAGAAGUUUUGAUUCUACAAACAAAUAUCGCAAAAACAAAGGACGAACAUGGCAGGAUAUCUAGUGAAUUUCAAUCAGGAUUUUACAUCAAUCUCUAUUGUCAGCCAUGUCGGUUUUCGUCUUUACUCAAUUAGUUCCAGUGAUAAAAUCGAUGAAAUAUUUUCCAAGGACAAUGAAAACAUACGAUUGGUUGAGCGCCUAUUUAACAGUUCGCUGGUAGUACUGGUCACCGUACAAAAACCUAAUUGCCUGAAAAUGCUGCAUUUCAAGAAAAAACAAAACAUUUGCAAUUGCGUUUAUCCUUCAGAGAUUUUAUGUGUGCGCAUGAAUCGUCAUCGUUUGGUGGUUUGUCUAGCUGAGAGUAUACACAUACACGAUAUACGGGAUAUGAAAAUAUUACAUUCCAUUGAUAAUAUUGCACCCAAUGAACUGGGCUUGUGCACACUUUCAUUACAUUCACAUUUAGCAUUUCCAAUUUGUACCACAACUGGUGAAUUACGUAUCUUCAAUGCAAAUAAAUUACGGCCGGGCCUCACGAUACGUGCACAUGAUACCGCUUUAUCAGCAUUAAAUUUCUCGUCAAGUGGUACGCUGUUGGCAACUGCCUCAGAACGUGGUACUGUGAUACGAGUCUUCUGUGUCAAGAACGGUCAACGCAUACAAGAAUUUCGACGUGGUGUGAAACGAUGUGUGCGCAUCGCUUCACUUGUUUUCUCAGUCAAUGGAGACUAUUUAUGUGCUUCAUCCAAUACGGAAACAGUACACAUAUUUAAAAUUGAUGGAAAGGCUGUAGAAAUAGCAGAACAAAAAGGUAUUAUUAGAGUAACGAAAUCAAAUGAAAGCGAUUCAAAAAAAGGGCAGAAACUAGCAGAAGAGAAAACUUUACCUGCCACCUCUAAAACUGAUAAUGCUACAGCUGCAACCGCAAAUACUACUGUAAAUACAAAUACAAAUGAACCAAAAACGGAAGAGGCUAGUUCCGCUCAUAUGGCUGCCGAAGUAUGUGGUUGGUCAGGUUAUCUAUCAAAGGCUGUUACAUCGUAUUUUAUACCCUCCCAAGUAAGUGAUGUGUUGGCACAGGAUCGUGCUUUCGCCACAGCUGUUCUGGCACAACCAGGACUUAAGCAUGCGUUAGGCUUGGCUCGUGUACAAAAAGAAUUGAAACUCUUAAUUGUGUGUGAAGAUGGUUUCUUAUAUAUUUUCGAUUUUAAUAUCGAACGAGGGGGACAGUGUAAACUGCAGCAUGUUCAUGAUUUACGCAAUGUGUUAGAAGGAGUAGUUGAGCUGAAUAUAAAUGAAUGCAUAGAGAAAUUGCCUACAUCAAGUAUACCUACUAGUCCAGUUGGGGAAUCAACAAAAUGUACAAUAAAACAAGCACAAAAAGAUGUACCAAAAACUUGUGCUAGCAGUGUAAUAAUUGAAAAUCCAGAUCCUGCGCCUGAUAAUUCAUAUGCUGGCAUUCUGAAGGGAGAUCAAACGGAAUCAACUUUAACAGUAGAUUCUGCCAAAUUUCGUAAACUCUGUGAUGCUAUCGAUACUCCAAACAAACUCUAUGAUGAACGACAGUUUCCGCCUGUUGUGAUUGCAGCAAAAGAUUGACAGAAAUAAACCACACUUUCAUCAAUGAAUGUAAAAAGAAAAAAAUAAACAAAAUAUUGUAAAGUAAAUAGAAAACUAAAGUAUUUUAAUAA